GCUAUCUCCAUUAUAUUUAAGAGCUGCUGACUCCAAAUUAGGGUUUUACGCCACUGAGAGUUCGUCACAGAGAAGAAAACAGCGAAAAUGCCGGCGGCGAAGCAGAGGACCCCGAAAGUAAGCCGAAACCCUGAUCUCAUCAGGGGGGUUGGCAAAUACUCUCGGUCGCAAAUGUACCACAAGAGGGGUUUGUGGGCAAUUAAGGCCAAAAACGGCGGCGUUUUCCCCCGUCACGACGCUAAGUCCAAGGUCGAAGCUCCAGUUGAGAAGCCGGCCAAGUUUUAUCCUGCCGAAGACGUUAAGAAACCGUUAGCCAACAGGCGCAAGCCAAAGCCCACCAAGCUAAAAUCCAGCAUCACUCCAGGAACUGUGUUGAUCAUUCUUGCGGGUAGAUUCAAGGGAAAGAGAGUUGUCUUUCUCAAGCAACUUCCUUCUGGUUUGCUUCUGGUAACAGGACCAUUCAAGAUCAAUGGUGUUCCAUUGAGGCGUGUGAACCAGUCGUAUGUGAUUGGAACAUCCACAAAGGUUGACAUCUCUGGAGUCAACGUUGAGAAAUUCGAUGACAAGUAUUUUGGCAAGGUUGCUGAGAAGAAGAAGAAGAAAGGAGAAGGCGAGUUCUUCGAAGCAGAGAAAGAGGAGAAGAAAGAGAUUCCACAAGAGAAGAAGGAAGACCAGAAAACCGUUGACACAGCUCUUAUCAAAUCCAUUGAAGCAGUGCCAGAGCUCAAGACUUACCUCGGCGCCAGGUUCUCAUUGAAACAAGGAAUGAAACCCCAUGAGCUUGUUUUCUAGAUUUCUUAUCGUUUUGUUUCCCUCAAACUUCAAGAGUAUCUGUUUUUCCCUGAGUUUUUGUCCUCCUUUUAUUAAUCGUCCCCUGGAUCUCUUAAAAAGACACUAUUUUCUCUGAUUUAUAUAUCAAUGGUCGAUCAAUCAUCAA
This is a messenger RNA of Eutrema salsugineum, 937 nucleotides long. Its product is annotated as 60S ribosomal protein L6-1. Gene Ontology annotation, biological process: ribosomal large subunit assembly; cytoplasmic translation. Gene Ontology annotation, molecular function: structural constituent of ribosome; RNA binding. NCBI's taxonomy places the organism in Eukaryota, Viridiplantae, Streptophyta, Magnoliopsida, Brassicales, Brassicaceae. Bases 88 to 792 code for a protein of 234 amino acids. The record is from RefSeq and is a predicted model, not a curated record. The transcript is spliced from 4 exons. Gene Ontology annotation, cellular component: ribosome; cytosolic large ribosomal subunit.